AGCUGGCAUCCAUCUAGCCCAGUUGUGACAGCUCUGUGCCAGUUAACAUCAUACAUAAGUGAGUAAAAAUGGAGACAAACAUGGGAGGACAAGGCCAGCAGUAUUCUGUCACUGCAAGCAGGAACAUCCUGGAGUGACAGAAACCCUUACAAAAAGGUGAGGAGAGUCGCAGCUUUAUUGUGAGGAGUACUUUGUACUUACAAGCAGCGUUUAUAAAUAAUGAGCUGUUUCCACGUUAAAACAUAAUCCUGGAGAAUUGGCGUUCGCGUGAGUGAACAGAAACGGGGAGGAUUUACACCUCGCACCGUGACUCUGGAGAAGGCACCUGCCCUGGUCGCCAGCUUCACAUUUCCCGGCUGCUGAAAACAGCUCUUCGUGGACUAAAAGCCCAAAAAGACCUGUCUAGGUCUCCUCGCCCGCACGUACCCCUCCUGGAGGGAACGGAAGUUUGAGCGAGGACGCAAAAUGGCGCCCUCAGCCAACGCCGCCGCCGGCUCCGCGCCCGGCCGCCCCGCCAGGGACGACUGUCUGUGCCGGGAGGAGGCGAUUCGACUGGCGCUGUACUCAGACCGGAAAUUGACCUCGUGAGGGCGGAAGUUACCCUUGAGGGCGGAAGGGCUCCAGGACGGGGGUGGAGGGCCGCUUCGGCGCCCGUUGCGUUCAGUCACUUCCGGGGCGGAGCGGAAGUUGCUUUGUUUUGCUUCAAGAUGGCUGCGGGGAUGUAUUUGGAACAUUAUCUGGACAGUAUUGAAAACCUGCCCUUUGAACUGCAGAGAAACUUCCAGCUCAUGAGGGACCUGGACCAAAGAACAGAGGACCUGAAGGCUGAAAUUGACAAGUUGGCCAGUGAAUACAUGAGUAGUGCCCGCAGCCGGAGCUCCGAGGAAAAAUUGGCCCUUCUGAGGCAGAUCCAGGAAGCCUAUGGCAAGUGUAAGGAGUUUGGUGAUGACAAGGUGCAGCUUGCCAUGCAGACCUAUGAGAUGGUGGACAAACACAUUCGGCGACUGGACACAGACCUGGCCCGCUUUGAAGCUGAUCUGAAGGAGAAGCAGAUUGAGUCAAGUGACUAUGACAGCUCUUCCAGCAAAGGCAAAAAGAGUCGGACUCAAAAGGAGAAGAAAGCUGCCCGUGCUCGUUCCAAAGGGAAAAACUCAGACGAAGAAGCCCCCAAGGCCGCCCAGAAGAAGUUAAAACUUGUGCGCACAAGCCCUGAGUAUGGGAUGCCCUCAGUGACCUUUGGCAGUGUCCACCCCUCUGAUGUGUUGGAUAUGCCUGUGGAUCCCAACGAACCCACCUAUUGCCUUUGUCACCAGGUCUCCUACGGGGAGAUGAUUGGCUGUGACAACCCUGACUGCUCCAUCGAGUGGUUCCACUUUGCCUGUGUGGGGCUGACCACCAAGCCUCGGGGGAAAUGGUUUUGCCCACGCUGCUCCCAAGAACGAAAAAAGAAAUAGACAAGGGCCUUGGAUUCCAACACAGUUUCUUCCACAUCCCCUGACCUGGCUAGUGGGGAGUGGGAUGCCUGGCUGGGCUGGGGGUCAGGGAGAGGUGGGUGGCACCAGGUUGUCAUCUCCUCUCCUCCCCUCCCCACUUCCGGUGCUGAGGCUGCACCCAGCCCUGGUCCAGGGGUGCUGUGGCCACUAACAGUAUGUGCUCUCAUUCAGCCAGCCCCCUUCAGAGGGAAGUGGUCUUGCCCACUGUCCUUUUGCCUCCACGCCGAGGUUGGUGCUGUGUUUUUGAGGGAUGGUCCUCUUUUCUCCUGUUGCUUUGUAUUCAAGGACUGGGGCAGUAGCAUGGGGCCCUCCCCCAGCUUCCUGAUUCCCUCCCCUUGUUGGAGGGGGCCAUGCGUGAUAAACUUCCUUCACUUUCUCCAUGCUUUUUCCAGUGGGGGGCUCCUCCGGGUCCUCUGGGCCAUGGCCCUGGCUGAAGGGGCACCCCUUCCUCUGUGCCGAGAGGAUUCAUCCAGCCUUGUGAGUGGGAGGGGCAGGGCGGAGUGUCGGUAUCUCAGUUGUAACGGAAUUGAGUUGGUGAAUAAAAGCUGUAAGUGUUG
This is a messenger RNA of Cervus elaphus (red deer), 2050 nucleotides long. RefSeq names its product inhibitor of growth family member 4 (gene ING4). Lineage: Eukaryota; Metazoa; Chordata; Mammalia; Artiodactyla; Cervidae. The transcript has 8 exons. Bases 708 to 1454 code for a protein of 248 amino acids. Gene Ontology annotation, cellular component: nucleus. Gene Ontology annotation, biological process: regulation of DNA-templated transcription; positive regulation of apoptotic process. The record is from RefSeq and is a predicted model, not a curated record.